This is a messenger RNA of Sabethes cyaneus, 1261 nucleotides long. Its product is annotated as mannose-P-dolichol utilization defect 1 protein homolog. Lineage: Eukaryota; Metazoa; Arthropoda; Insecta; Diptera; Culicidae. The record is from RefSeq and is a predicted model, not a curated record. Gene Ontology annotation, biological process: oligosaccharide biosynthetic process. The coding region runs from base 201 to 974 and encodes 257 amino acids. The transcript is spliced from 3 exons.
GCAAAUCUAUCUGUCAGACGGGCGCUAUUUCUUGCAUUUUUUGAAAUAGCGCCCUUCGUUAAGUGGACUGUCAAACACCGUUCGUUAAGAUACGGAUAGCACCCCGCUGUUCGUGUCUGGCACUCUGGCAGCCAAAGGGAAAGGAGUCAAAGUCAAGCGAAAGUGGCCGCUUCACCGUCUGUACUCUUGAUCAAAUAAAAAUGACUGACUAUGGAAAGGAGUUUAUGCUUCUUUUGAUGAAUGAAAAAUGUUACGAUAACUAUUUCGUAGAAUUCGAUUUCUUUGACGCGGACUGCUUCAAAUCACUUCUCAGCAAAGGAUUAGGGCUGGGAAUAAUAGCUGGAUCAGUCUUGGUUAAAGUGCCUCAGAUAACCAAGAUCCUUGCAAAUAAAUCGGCACAAGGAAUCAAUUUAUUCAGUGUUUGCUUGGAUCUUUUUGCUAUAACGAUUCACAUGUCAUAUAGCUUCGUCAGUCGAUUUCCGUUCAGUUCCUGGGGUGACACUUCGUUUUUAGCACUGCAGACCGCAAUAAUUGCUUUUCUAGUCUUGCUGUACGGAGGUUCGCCGCCGAAAGCGCUGGCAUUUACAGCUGCAUACACAGCGGUUACCUAUAGCCUAAUGGGAGGACUUACGCCGUUAUCCUAUCUUUUGAUCGCCCAGGGAUUUAACGUUCCCAUUUUGUUGUUGGGCAAGUUGUCUCAAGCAUACACCAAUUAUCGCAACGGAGGAACCGGCCAACUAUCGGCUGUCACGUGCUUUAUGCUAUUGGCUGGGUCUCUUGCUAGAAUCUUUACUUCAAUUCAGGAAACGGGAGACCAGAUGAUGGUGAUCACAUAUGGAUGCUCAUCAUUUGCAAAUGCGGUUAUUGUGCUACAGCUGUUGUAUUAUUGGAAUGCGGACAAACAUUCGAAAGUUUCCAGCAAAACCAAUGUUCCGAAGAAAGUCUCCAAAGCUAAAGCUAAGAAAACUGACUAGGAUGUUGAUUUUAGUAGUUCUAUGUACUGUAAAAGACACAAAACGACCUAACAGUUAUUCCGAUUAUAGCAUGAGUACAAAGUCAGACUACCUAGUUGUAUUUGUAGCAAUCUAAUAACAAACUACUCAUGGUUCAGUUUGUGAUUUAGAUGUCGUUUCUCAAUUUUCAAUUGUUCAAUAGCAGCUAUUUGAUCAAGUUUAGAAGACGUCUGGUAAAAAGCAAUUAAUAUAUUGAAUGACGCCUUGUACAGGAAAGCAGAGCUACGAGAUCUUUCAAUUGUGGAUAU